AUGCCUCUCAUCAACGAUAUUCACGAUUCGCUACCCUAUAUCGACGCGGCGCCCACGGCGACCGCUCACGCGCGAGCCCAGCAGCUCAUCAACGCCGAGCUCCCCAAAGACCAUGCCACCACACUGCACCCCUGGAUCCCAGAAGCCUCACAGCCCCAAUUCUCACCAUUCAUCACACAAGAACUCGAGCGCAAAGCGACAGGCGCCUCUCUCACGGGUAUCGAUCUCUCCCGCUACGAAGCACCAGAGGCGCCGACUAGCGAUGGCGCACCGGAUCUAGAAGAGUGGCGCAAGACGUUGCAGAAAGCGUAUGCGUCUAGCUUGCAUCUGUCGAAACGUCAUGAGAAUCUGGCUUUGUUGGAAGAGCAUGGAAAGAAUGCUUGGUUGAUUGGAAAUUCGCAGCUGGAGGAGAUUCUGGGUGGGCUGGAGAAAGAGCUUGCGGAGACGAAGGAGGCUGCGGCGCAGGUGAACAAGGAGAGGAAAAUUGCUCAGGAGGCUAGUCAGGGUGAAUUGGUUAGUUUGGAAGAGACGUGGAAGAGGGGUGUUGGGGCGAUUCUUGAUGUGGAGGUUGCGUCUGAGGGUUUGCGCUUGCAGAUUCUUGAACACAGGAGACAGAUGGCUCAACAGCAGACGCGCUAG
Penicillium salamii is the source of this 639-nucleotide messenger RNA. The record is from the annotation of a GenBank genome assembly. Lineage: Eukaryota; Fungi; Ascomycota; Eurotiomycetes; Eurotiales; Aspergillaceae.